UGACAUUUUUCAAGGAUGGAAAGAAGAAGGACACCCCAGAUCAUCCGGACUAUGUACGCUCCAUAUUCCCACAAAUAGCACUUGAGGAGUCUGCAAACAGGAGCAAGACUUUCAAGAUAUCAAAGAACAGAAAAGAUGUGCAGCAGCUGUUUGUGAGGAAAGAAGAGAUUCUCCCUGGGGAGCAGGAAUGGAGUCACAUUCUGCAUGUGAAUGAUUUAAAUCUCCCACAUAUUAAAGAGGAACAGGAACAAGUCUGGAUAAGUCAGGCGGAAGAACUGCGUUAUCAACUUGAGGACAAUGAUAUUAUCACAUUCCCUUUCAUGGGUGUUCCUGUGAAGAGUGAAAAUUAUGAAGAGGAUUCACACUUAUCAUAUCAUCAAAGCCAAACUAAUGAGAACACAGAGCCUGUAGUCAGCAGCCCAACUGCAGAUGUUAAAAUAGAAGAUGAUGGCGAGACCUGUGGUGGAUCAGAACCAUCCAGUAACUUUGGUCCAGAUUGUCACUUACAAAUAAAGACCAAUGACAAGACUUUAAACUGUUCUGACACUGAGACUGAUGAUAGCUGUGAUUGGCAGAAGACUGGGGAUCAGGCUGGUUUCAACAAGAAACAACUUAGUUGCUGUAAAUGUAGAAAAACAUUUGGUCGUAUGAAUAGUUGGAGGGUGCAUGCAAGAAUUCAUACCAGAGAGAAACCUUUUAGCUGCACUGAGUGUAGAAAAAGAUUUGUGCAAAAGGGUGCUUUGAAAAGGCAUAUGAGAAGUCAUACAGAGGAGAAACCAUUUAGCUGUUCUGACCAUGGAAAAACAUUUGGUUUCAUGAAUUUGAGGGAACACAAGAAAAUUCAUUCAGGAGAGAAACCAUUUAGCUGCACUGAAUGUGGCAAACAAUUUGCACAAAAGGCUAAUCUGAAAAACCACCUGAGAAUUCACACAGGAGAAAAACCACUUGGCUGCUCUGAAUGUGAUAAAAGAUUUGGGAGAAAGGGAGAUCUGAAAAGGCACCUAAGAAUUCAUACAGGAGAGAAACACUUUUGUUGCUGUGAGUGUGGUAAAACAUUUGGGCAAGAGGGUGUGCUCCAAAUCCACAUGAGAAGUCACACAGGAGAGAAACAGUUUAGCUGCUCUGUGUGUUGUAAGACAUUUAAACAAAAGGGUUUGAUGGAGAGGCACAUGAAAAUCCAUACAGACCAAAAACAAUUUAGCUCCUUUGUGUGUUGUAAGAGAUUUAGACAAAAGGGUUUGCUCCAAGGGCACAUGACGAAGGCACAAUGCGCUGGACACACAUUAGUUGCAGUGCGGCAGACAACUGUUUUGCAAGCAGAAUCAAUGGAAGUUGAAGAGAAUUUUCAAAUAGUCCGAAUAAAUCCCUAAAGGUUUUGCAUAGAAAAAGCUUGUCAGGUGACUUUUGUUGUGUGCCCCAUUGUAGCAAUUCUCGAAUGAAAUGUUUGGCACAAGGAAAGAAGAUAGCCUUCUACAGAUUUCCCAGAAAUGAGCAUCAAACCCAACUUUGGCUAAAAGCGAUCGGUAGAGUUGAGGCAGAUGGGACACCUUGGAUUCCCAAGAAACAUUCAAGGAUCUGCAGUGAGCACUUUGUCAAUGGCACUAAGUCCAUCAAUAAGGAAGACAUCAGUUACGUGCCUACAAUAUUUGGUUUCAGCAGUGCAAAGGUUCCAUGGAGUACUGUUACAGUCAAAAAGGCCGGCAUAGUGCCCACUCCAUUACCGCUUCCAAAAGAAGUGCCUCAAAAAAGUUGAGCCUUGGGUGCCCUUCUUCAGAUAAACUGUCUACUAUGCCAACACCACCUGGACUUCAUGACUAUAUCAAGACUACUAUGGAGCCUGGCCACCUCGAGAAAGUUGCAAAGGUAGAGAAACUGAUACCUGGACUGCUUGCUUCUAUGAGGGAGCUGGAGCUACUCAGAGAACAGAACCAGGAUGCUGAGAAACGGGCUUUCAGUGUAAGGACCAUCGAGAAGGAUCCUGAUCCGUGCAUGUUUUGGACUGGGUUUCCAAACUAUUUGAUGUUCAUGGCUGUGUUCAAUUGGCUUUCAUAUAAGGCGAGCAAAAUGACCUAUUGGAGGGGUCGGAAAACAGUAGCAAGAAUGCCAAGAACAAGCAAUGGGAAUGCAAACCGCUCUCUAACAUUGCAAGAAGAGUUCUUUUUAACAAUGGUCAGACUCAGAACAGGCCUCAUGGUAAAAGAUUUGGCACAGAGGUUUGGUGUAAGUAAUUCAUAUGUAAGUUACAUCUUCACCACGUGGAUCAACUUAAUGUACUGUGAGCUGCGAGAAUGGUUCCAGCUGACUGAUCCACACAUUUUGUGGAAGAAGAAAUCACAGGUCUUCUCUGACUUCCCUACUACACAUAUGAUCAUUGAUUGUACUGAAAUAUUUUGCAAAACACCUGGUAACUUAAAAGAGAAGAAACAUGAUCAAAAAUUUAUGUUCCUAGUUGCAGUCAGUGCACAUCCUGCAGUAAUCUAUGUCUCUGACAUGUUUCAGUGUGCAUCUGAUGUGCACAUCACGGCACAUGGUGCAGAUUUCUUAGCAGCAUCUCAACUUGUUGGUGGCAAGGUGAUGGCAGACAGAGGUUUCACAGGGAUAUACAAGAUGACACCUUUAGGCAUUCAGAUUAUCACUCCAGUCUUCAAAGGACUGGAAGGAUGCCAGCUGACUGAGAAGGGGGUCACUAUGUCUGCUAGCAAUUCAAAGACCAGAAUUCAUGUUGAAAGAAUUAUGCAAUGCAUUAAGAUCUUCCACAUUCUCGAUGGAGAGAUUCACAUGCCAAUGAAACAUUUGGCAGAGCAGAUUUUCACAGUCUAUGCAUACCUGACAAAUUUUCAAAAGUUAUAAAUAAUUGAUCGCAAUUUUUUCCUAUAUACAUAGUUUAUGUGGAGAUGUGCAUUGCAUUGCAUUUUAGUUUUUGUUUUUCUGUAGUCAAGAUCACAUGCUUAACCCUUAGAUGAAUAAGUAGGUCAAAAAUAACCCAGUGAGGUAAUUUUCUUGCAAUAUCUUUGUAAUUGUAAGAUUUGCCUGAUGAUGGCCUUAGGCCGAAACGUUGCUUGCUUGAUUAAA
Molecule: messenger RNA, 3072 nt
Organism: Thalassophryne amazonica
Lineage: Eukaryota; Metazoa; Chordata; Actinopteri; Batrachoidiformes; Batrachoididae
Product: gastrula zinc finger protein XlCGF8.2DB-like
Exons: 5
Coding region: 321-1370 (349 amino acids)
Biological process (GO): regulation of transcription by RNA polymerase II
Molecular function (GO): DNA-binding transcription factor activity; RNA polymerase II cis-regulatory region sequence-specific DNA binding
Source: RefSeq, a predicted model, not a curated record